CUAAAAAGAUACCAAAAAAAACUUUACCAGAUAAUCCUACUGAAGAUUAUAAUUUAGCUCAAGACUUUAUGUUUAUCAUUCUGAGAUCAGAAAAACAAUCACAAUUUUCCAACCAAAUUGCAAUUGCUUGCAGAGACUCUCAACCAAUUAAAGAUAAAUUGGUCAAAUACCUUUAUUGUCAAGGAUAUGUGGGAUAUCGUGAUUCAGAUCACACAUGA
This is a messenger RNA of Ambispora gerdemannii, 218 nucleotides long. Lineage: Eukaryota; Fungi; Glomeromycota; Glomeromycetes; Archaeosporales; Ambisporaceae. The record is from the annotation of a GenBank genome assembly.